GUUAACGUUUGUUUCUUCAGUGUCGUUUUUGGUGAACACCGACAACUUUUUUGUUCCCCUAGCAACAGACUGCAGCUAGCAACGGUGCUUGACAAACGUCAUAGCCAACGCCGGUUCAAUACCACGCAGUUGGCAGGCGUUCAGGUGAUUGUUACGGUGUGAGUAUGAAACACUACAAACAAUAAUAGUUUAACCCCAAGUUAGCCGCUAUAUCUGGCUGUCGUAGGGUUUCCUGAGCUGGGCGGUGCUAGCUAACGGCGAACAGGUCGGUAUCUUCAUCCAAAGAUGUCUCUUCAAGAGGCACCUCGUCCUUCUGAUGAAGAGGAGGCUUUCUACAUGCAGUGCAGAGCCGCAUACCUUGCUGUGUUCAAAUCUAGUUUGAGCAAUAUCUCUUCGAAACAGCAGUUAUGUCGUGUUCUCCAGCAGGCUGGUAGAAAUCCAUCCCAAGCAACUCUCAAUAAAUACUGGACCCCGAGAACAUCCAAACUGAACUUUGAUGACUUCUGUGAGAUUCUCAAGUGUGAGAAGAAAACGGAGGAAACGGAGUUGAUGAGAGCCUUCAAAAAGAUGGAUGUGAAUGGUGAUGGCUACAUCUCACAGAGUGAACUGGAGAAGGCCCUAACCACUAGAGGAGAGAAAAUGACCACUGAAGAGGUGAAUGCUAUUUUCUCAUUACUUGACAUCAACAAAGACGGCAAACUGGACUAUGCAGAAUUCUGCAGAUUGCUUGUGUCUACAGUAGAGCAGUGUGAGAUGGCUGUUUUGGAGAGGCUUGAGGCUAAUGCCAAGCUGAAGAGACAGAACUUUGGCAGUCAGUCAUACAGCCCUCCGAAGAGCUCCGUGUCAUCAGCAUCAUCAUCGGCAGCACAAGCGACAGCGACUCUCCCUCAGCCUCCGGAAACACCACGGGCAGACUCUGAUACAACACUCAAGAAAGACAGUCGAUCAUCCUCCCGUCCUUCUUCUGCUCGCAGCAGACGGUCGUCCCUGUCCAACCCAAUCACUAUGACAUCCAGCAGCACUAAGACCAGCAAAAUACAAGAACCCUCAGGCUUGCAGGAUUGGCAUCACAGUUAUGUGAAGGGCUGUUUCUUCUUGGAGGACGAUGGAAGUGUCAGUUCUCUGCAGUACCAGUUCCACAUCCCCCAGACAACCAACGUCUACCUAACCAUCCAACCACUCAGCCUCAGCCACAGACCUGACAAGCCUUCUUCAUGGAUGACAGUGGACACAGCCCUUUUUGUCAUGUCAGCUGGUGAAACCAAAGAGGACUCAACAUUAGUGUGUUUCACUGAGUCAAAAGACAAAGAAAAAUAUGUUUGGAAAGGAGAAUUGAACGCUGGAACUUACUACCUGCUUCCCUUCACUAGUGGUUGCAAACUAAAGAAAAAGAGCAAAAAGAGCCUUUCUAAUCAACCUGUAGAGCUUGUCUACAGGACUGACACUGGAGAACUAGACCUCACUAGAGAGCUCAGGGAGGUGCUGUCUGACAUAUUUGAGGUGAUAGACAUGGAUGGAAAUGGUUUGCUCAGUUUAGAGGAGUACAAUUUUUUUGAGCUGAGGACCAGUGGAGAGAAAUGUGAAAAGGAUGCCUGGGCUGUCUGCAAAGAAAACUUUGAUAUGAGAAAGAACCAGCUGACACGGCAGGGCUUCAUGGAGCUGAACCUGAUGGAGGCCACAGAGAAAGAUGGAGACCCUGCUGACCUUUGGGUCACCCUGGAAGCCAUGGGCUACAACCGAAUGCUGGAGCUCGUAGAGGCAUGUCCAUUCCAGAUAGAUGUACACUGUGAAGGCACUCAGCCAUCCAUCCAGCCAAUCAGUAUGGACUCAGGCCCCAAGCUUCUAAACCAGGGCCUCCAGAAGUCCAUCACAGCCAGGACAGGGGCCAAAGCACUGAGGGGACAAGACAACGUCUUCAUCUACAUUUACAGAGGAGAACACAGGAUCUCCUCCCUCAUAGCCAACAAGACCAACCAGAAAGUGACCGUCCAUGUAAACAAUGAGCAGAGCAGGAACUGCUGCAGCAGCCGAGGCAUGAGUGUGUUUGCUGUCGAGGUGCCAGCCAGGACUAAGAUGGUGUGCCAACACGUCCUGCCUAUCAAUGAGAGACAGGAUUGGACCUACAACUGUGUGGAGACCAUACUACCCUGCACGUAAACCUGUUGUCCCAUCAAGGAUUCAAAGCUCACCUAUACUAAUAAGACAGAAAAGUGAUGGGCCACAAUUAUUCAUAAAACAGUAAUAUAUGAAAACUGUUAUUACUGGUUGGACCAAAUGAUUGUGUAGUUUUACUCUAACUUUCAAGGUCCCAAAGGAACAGUUCCUCAUCAUUUCAGCUUUUAGAAGUCCACUGUCAUGUUCAAAGCUUACCUGUGUGUUUUGAAAAGCCUCAACCAGGAGCUGAGAGCCUCUGCCUGCUUGUGGCCAGCAGCUUGAUCAGGCCCACUUCAAGAAAGGUGUUUCAGAAGCUCAGUGAGUCUGUGCAUCACUGGAGUUAACCAUUGAUGGCAGCAAGAGAUGGUGACUGUAGUCAUAAAGCACAGCUGAUGAUGGUUGUUACUGUUUUUGUUGUGCCUUUGUAUGUGUGACAUGUUUUGGUUAUUGUGGAGAAUUUCUGCAAAAUUCUCUUAACUCUGACAACAUUUAAAGUGUAUACAAUGCAUAGAAGCUUUAAAGGCCCAGUGUGUAGGAUUUAGUAGGAAGCGUAGGAGAAACUACAGUGGUCACGAAACUCCUGAAAAAUGUGACAGGCCCUUGAGCCAGUGUUUUGUUAGUCCAUUCUGGGCUACUGUAGAAACGUGGCGGAUUAUACACUAAUGAAAACAUACCUAAAAUAUUUUGUUCCAUUUUUAACAGUAGAUUCUCCUAAAUGUUACAAAAUUAUACUUUACUAUUUAUUAUGUAUCAUUAAAGUAAAGGAGAGUAGAUUUAAUCAUGAAAAAAUAAAUCUCUAAAGAAGUUGUUUAAUGCUGUGUUAUUUUAUGUAACAGAAAUCUAAAUUUAAAAUGUAGCAUAUUAUUAUUCAUUAAGUUUCAGGUAGGUUGUCAUAAAACGUCCAGUCAGAAUUAAAUGAAAAGUGUCACAGUGUGCUGAGAUUUUAUUUUCUCUGUCCUUUUAUAUACUUUACUUUGAAAAACAUUUUAUCAUUGUCACUUUCCUCAUGUAUAUGUAAACAUUAUUAUUAUUAUAAUAUUCCUCUUACAUAUUUUUCUUAACUGAUAAAUCUUUGAUUUACACUUUUGAAUGCAACCCUUCAUAAUGCCCCCGAAUAAAGGCAGAUGCUCUCCAAUCAGAUCAGACAGGUUAACAGUGUUUGAAUUACCACAGUUCUUUCACCUCUCCUCAAAACACAGUAAUAGUUUUUGAUAAACAGACAUAUUUUGUCCUGUUAAUCAUCAAAUCAGUGCUUGCUGGGUAUUAUUUUUUAAUUAAACUGAAGGAUUGUACCAAAGUUCUUGCACUUACUGUCUGUUUCUGCCUGCAUGUGACAGUGUAGCUGUUGGUCACCACUCUCCAUACUCUUGAUACAGUAUGUUGCUGUGGGGAUUCUGUGUUGGCCAUGAAAUGCAUUCCUUUGCAUUGCGCUCAGGUCUAAACUUUAUUUGCCCUUGGCCUUUCAAGUUGAGAACAGUCUUGACCUCCUAUUUAUAUCUCUUAGGCCAUUAUUUGCCCUUUGACUUUCUCUGCUGAAACAGUAGAGCGAGCUAACUAAAUGUCACAUGGCAUGUGAGAUGUAUUUAAUGUCCUGAGCCCCUGUCUGCUCUUCCUUUCCCAACACAGAGGUUUAGUAACACUUGGCUGCUCAGGGGCUGUCGGGGCUUCAGGGGCUGUGAGCCAAUUUGAAUAUCUACUUUGUGAGACUGUCAUUCUGCAUUUAAAUUCAUUAUGCCAUGUGUUUUAAGAAGUACUUAAUGUUGUAUUCUUUUUUUUAUGCUGUAUGAUUUUAUAUGAUUUCAGAUACAAAAUAGUCUUCAUCAUUCAAAAAUGUAAAUAAUUUUGCAAUAAAAUGGAUUUGCCCCUAAAUCAACAGUGGCAAAAAUCUAUCAUCUGUCAAUAAUUAGUAAAAUAUGGUUUAACUAAUGCUAUAAAUAGAAAUAACAGAGUAAGAUGAUACUGCUUUUGGUAUGUACUCAGUAUAUUCUUCUCUUAAGGCUAUCGAGGGUAGUUUACCUCCACACACACACACACACACACACACACACACACACCCUCCACUGCCAUGAUGACAAGUCUGACGUUAAACUUUGUUCUACUUAUGAUAAUCAAACACACCGUGAUGCAACAGGCAAACAACAGUGGCCUGAACUAUUUCACAAUAUUCUCCCUCCUCAAACAGAGUGUUGUAUUUCCAUAUCUUUCUCUCUGAGUAAUUGUAAGGGCAAUUUUGUGAUAUUUAAAUUGUACUGACUUAUUAGAGAAUGUAUUAUUUCAUUUACUUGCUAUCUAGGUUUUCUAUCUGGUGUAAAGUUUUGAAAUACAAGCCAGGCAGUCAUUGACCCCUCAGUGGGACCUGACCUUAAGGGUACAAACGUCUGCUCAAGCAUGAAUAAAUAUGAUCCGUCAUUAGGAAACUGCUGGACACUGCAAUUCUCACUUACCAUGAGAGAUUUUAAGGGCCUCAAUGCUUUAAAGUUGGAUUCUCCUUUUGGGGAAUGUUGUUUUGCACCAUAUAGGCCAGAACUACCACUGGCAAUACUUUUCUUUCUUUUUUUAGUUUUUGUGAAUCUUGAGUUGUGAAACUUCAAAAUGUACAUGGUAGGAAUUUUAUAGGCUGAUUCCAGUAUUUUUAUACUGUAAUGUUGUUGGCAAUUUGUGUAAAAUGUUGUUAUAAACUAUUAAAUAUACUAUACAUGA
Molecule: messenger RNA, 4854 nt
Organism: Dicentrarchus labrax (European seabass)
Lineage: Eukaryota; Metazoa; Chordata; Actinopteri; Moronidae
Gene: efcab7
Product: EF-hand calcium binding domain 7
Exons: 13
Coding region: 286-2157 (623 amino acids)
Molecular function (GO): calcium ion binding
Source: RefSeq, a predicted model, not a curated record